Messenger RNA from Solea solea (common sole), 3290 nucleotides. RefSeq names its product Myb/SANT-like DNA-binding domain containing 4 with coiled-coils (gene msantd4). The coding region runs from base 1 to 1347 and encodes 448 amino acids. The transcript is spliced from 5 exons. NCBI's taxonomy places the organism in Eukaryota, Metazoa, Chordata, Actinopteri, Pleuronectiformes, Soleidae. The record is from RefSeq and is a predicted model, not a curated record.
AUGCGGUAUCUCUUUCAGUUAUCUCUCCUUGUCUGUCUGUUUUGCUUUUUGUAUUUCUGGGGUUUCUGGCCCCUCGUUGCUGCCAAGCUGGAUUUCCUGCAGGUGAAACAUCUGAAGAGGAAGAGGAAGAGCAACUACAGUGUGAGAGAAACACAGACUCUCAUCAGGGAGAUCCACAAGAGGAGGGAUGUUUUGUUCUCCAGACAGCAGAACACAGCCAUUAAUGAGCUAAAGAGGCAGGCGUGGGAGGAAGUGGCACGAGGUGUCAACUCACUGGGGGAGGGCGAGCUACGCACUGCUGCUGAGGUGAAGCGACGUUACCUGGAUUGCCGUGCACUCAUGAAAAGAAAGCAUCUUCAGGCUGAGUUCUCUCUCUCCUCCUCCUCGUCCUCUUCCUUGGCCCUCAAGACUGAGUAUGAUCCCUCCUCCCCUGAGCACGAAGCAGCAUCUCUGGGGUCUGGGUACGACCAGCUGCUGGACCUCUCAGGCUUCCCAAAGGACUGUCACUGUGACUGGCCGGAGCUGGUGGCUCUCAGCGGUCAAGCUAUGAUGGCACCGCCGGACAUGAAGAUGGAAGACAAUGUCAGUGAAUACAGAUUGGAUGGUGAUGUGGGAGACGGAGAAGGGGAAGUAGACGAAGAUGAUCUGCCCUCCCUCCUCAGUGACAUCGAGUCUCAUGGUGAGGGGCAUGUGAGUGAUGUUUAUCCACACAACGACGUUGGCACGCUCAGCUCCUCCAAGACUCCGACCUCCACCACCAAUAGAGACCUGCCGCCGGCUGCUGGCCUGAUGGGAAUGCCCUCUCAUGCUCUGGGAGGAUUCAGCAACAGUGAAAUCAUGGGCACGGAGUUUCUGGCUGCUGUUGAGAAACAGCGACUGGAGCUGGAGAAGCAGCGGCUGGCUGUGGAGACUGAACGCCUGGGUGUGGAGAAAGAGCGGCUGGCGGUGGAAAAGGAGCGACUUCGGCAGACAGAGGUCGAGAGGGAACGACUGCAGCUGGAGAGAGAGAGGUUACAGGUAGAACGGGAGAGGCUGAGGCUCUUGCUCCGCAGUCAGUCAGAGUUUGUCGACUCCUCUUUUAACCUGCUGUCACAGCAGGGCCCGCCCUCAUCCACCAUGCCCUCCUCCUCCUGCACUCAUGACGGACAGUGUGAGAGAGAGAAGAAAGGUGAGAGGUGGAUGAGCGUCGUGAAUCUGGAGACGGAGAGAAUGAAACUGGAGAAGGAGAGACUGCAGCUGGAGAAAGAGAGACUGCAGUUCUUCAAAUUUGAAUCAGGCCGACUGAAGAUAGAGAGAGAGCGCCUCCAGGUGGAGAAAGAGAGAAUGCAGUUGCACAAAGAUCACUAGAGCCACCGAGGCUGAUGAGAGAGAGAAUAAAUUGGAUUUUUAUUUGCUUCUGGGGUGUUUUUUUAAUGCAACAGCAACUGCUCUUUGAUCAACUCUAUUUCUUACACACACAUUUCCGCAAGCGGGUGUGCGUAACGUCAAUGAUUAUUACUGAAGAACAUUUGGCCGAGGAGAAGACAGAGUUAGAGGGCUGGUAUAUUUAUGACCAUCAUGUGCCUUAUGCUGUCUUCAUUAAAAAGGGUGACGGGGCAUAAAAGAUGCCAUGACAAUAAAUAUCUUGGAUUUGCUUGUUACACACAGCUGGUUAAUGGCUGAAGCAGAUUUUCACUAAACACACUCAUGCACAAAAUGUGCAGUGUAGAUACAUCAAUACAACACAUUAUAGAAAAUGUUAAAUAUGAAAGAAAGGGGAUCAUAGAUCCAUAGAUUCAGUGUUUUGGUGUUUAUCUAAAUACUAGGUUCUCGUGUUGAAAUUUGAUUUAAGUGGAAAUGCUUUUGACUAAUACUGUAUAUCAUAGCUAUUUUCCACAGUAGCCAGUUAAAGAAUUAGUGUUUCUUGUGACAUUCAUAAUUGUGUCCUUUUGUUAAAGAGUCUCAGCAGGUCAUGGCAGUUUGACAAUGAUAAAACUGAAGCAGCAUUAUUUCAUUAGUGACACUGAUGCUGUUCCUGUUGUGACGUGAGGAAAAUCCCCUCUGUGGGAAAAAAAAGGCCCAUUUAAGUUUUGACAUUUAGAUUUGUGGACUCAGAGGAGAGUCUGAAGAUCUGUGGUGAGCUCCUGCUGCUGCUGGACGUUGCAUGAUGAAAAGCUGGAGCAGACUAUUACUGAAUGAUGCUAUUUUCCUCUAAUUCAACUGUUAUACACAAUAUUCCCUUAUUACAUUUCAUAGAUUUGUUCUGAGUUAAAAAAACAUUUUUUGUUUUGUUUUUUUCUUCUGGAUUAUAUUUUAUCUCUGACUUACAUGAAUAUGUAUACAUACAUUUUUAUAUAAUGUCUUGCAGACUGGAGGUGGUUUCCAAAUAAUUUUUUGGAGUAAAAUAAAGGUGACUUCCAGAGAAAUUCUGUUUUGAUCAGAACUAAAGAGAUUUAGAGACUAAUGAAAAAGAAUACUGAUAAGAAUGUGAUUCAGUUUGUCUUUUCUGUAUGAGUGCAAGUUUUUGUUAUAUUUGCCUGAAGGCUAAAGCAAUAUUUGAAAAGCCCUCAUUUGGUUAAUGUGACUGACAUAUGUGUUUUAUACAUGGCAAAGUUCUGAUAUUUGAGACAGUCAAGUUAGGGAAACAAUCCAGUAUAAUCUUCUAUAUUAUUACAACUUAGAAUUGAACAGCGAUAACGUAAGAAAACCAUAAAUUAUGCUGAGAGACUCAGUAAAUAAAUAAAUAAAUAAUAAAGAAAUAAAUGAAAGAUGGUGAUGACUAAAUGCAAAAGCUUUAACGUCGGUGCCCAAGAAUCUGUGCCGACUGAUACUAUAAAAGCAUUUGUUACGUUCAGAAUUUGUUUGGAAUGGAUUAUUCCAUCGUGAAGUUUAUAAUUUUUUAUUGUUUAAGUUUUCUACCUUCAUUAUAGGGAUAUGUCCAUCAUUAAUUAAUUAAAGUUAUUCAAAAAAACACAGAGUUUAAUGUUUUAUAUAGUACAAUGUUUUCAAAUGCACAAAUGUUUUAAAUGUUGGGGGGGGGGGCAUGUCAGCUGUUUAUUCAGUUAACUAUUAAAGAGUUUUUGAAUAACUUUGUAAUGUAUGUCAUGUAAAUGUCAAAUAAGUAUCCAUUUUAUUAAACAAAAUCAUCAUGUAAUACAUUUUAAGCGCGCGCGUUGAAAUAUUUAUUUCCGCACAUGCAGCCUGGGGGCGAGUGCCGACUCUGAACGUCUGUAAUAAAUAUUUUCAGAUACUUUUCUCAUCGGAGGAAGAAAUGACUUAUUACUUGUUAUUUUUCACUGUGACUGAAAAGA